AUGCAUGUGAAUGAUCUGCGAUUCGAUGAUUCUUACAAACUCAUUUGGUAUUCGGACAAGGGACCCUGGUCUACUCGAUUUACUGCAUGGUACGUGGCAGGCCUGCUAUAUCGCAACGAGGGGGACGAUGUCGCCAAUGCCAAGGCGGCCAUUGAAGCCAUACUAGCAUGCCAAAUGACCGAGAGUUAUGACUCGGCAUGGUAUGGAACGUUCAAGCUCUCGCCCGACGAGCCAUAUCCGACUCCAGAUUCGGAUCUCUAUCCUCCUCAGAUUUACACUACAUAUGACCCGAACUGGAGAGAAUUUAUCGGGACGCAGCUGGUGCAGAUUGUCGAGGAAUUCUCCAGUCUUCUCGGGGACAAGCUAGUCUCCCACAUUGAGGACAGCCUGGAGAUCGCGGCGGUAGGGUCGAUGAGACGCAAUGGCUCAUAUCCAGAAGGCGAUAAUUUGACCCCCGCGUACUCCAAUCCUGCGCUCAUGCGGGCAUGGUACGUUGCGUGGAUUGGCGCGCGACGCAACAACGACACUUAUAUCAAGUAUGCAGAUAACCAAGCCGACUUGAUUGGGAAUCUCUUCCGGUCUACGGGUUCGAACGUGUUCUCUGAAUACAAUUCUCCGACCUACUAUGGAAUGGAUGUCUGGGCUCUUGCUGGCGCCAUCAAGUACGCCCCUCCAAAUGCGAAUGUCGUUAAAAAUUCCAAGGCGAUGUUGACUGAUCUCUGGGCGGAUAUUGCUGCUCACUACAACCCAUAUCUGUCUGUGAUGGCUGGUCCGUACGAUCGUGCUUACACUCGAGACAUGGUCACUCACUCUGCCGUGCUUGACUAUUUCUGGUGGGGGUUGUAUGGCUACGGCACUGGGCCCCAGCCGAACAAGAUGGAAGCCGACCUUCUCUAUGACGUGACACAGGGCGCCGCUCUCGCUCUUCUUGUUGAUGUGGUCGAGGCGCACAUUUCUCAAGAGGACUCACAGUGGCUCCGAUCCAAGGGUGAAUGGAGCGGCGAACGCAUGCUUUCAAAAAGGAUCCCUGACGCGCUGGAUCCAGGCGCCGAGGUUCGGAUCGCAACGUCCUGGAUGAGUUCGUCUCUCAUGAUCGGUGCACAGCAGGUGAAUGAGACUGUCAAUCGAGGUGAACAAUAUGUGCCAGCGAUUGUUCAAUGGGCUGGUGACCGGAGUCAUAAGCCUCAUCCUUACAUGACCUUCUUUACCUUGUAUCCGACCGCAUCCACCAUCCAUGCCGUUGCAGGACCGAACAGUCUGGACAUUUCCUAUCCCAACACCACGCAGGAAGGGACUAAUCUCUUCACCUUUGCCCUGGCACAGGUGCCUCCUAGCUGGACAUUGACCAAGAAAAAGGUCAUCACGGGGUUGGAGGACCUGCCAUGUCUGGACGUGAUGAUGAAUGCGACGGGGUUGGAGAAACAGCCCAUUGUGUACGGGGCCACCUUGGGAGACAACCGUUUCUACAACAUCUCCUAUCUUGUACCCGCAGGGUUCGAGGGCACUCCGAGAGUCUCGUUCAAAUUCAAGUACACCUGUUGA
This is a messenger RNA of Penicillium oxalicum, 1542 nucleotides long. RefSeq lists its product as uncharacterized. Bases 1 to 1542 code for a protein of 513 amino acids. Lineage: Eukaryota; Fungi; Ascomycota; Eurotiomycetes; Eurotiales; Aspergillaceae. The transcript is spliced from 5 exons. The record is from RefSeq and is a predicted model, not a curated record.